Molecule: messenger RNA, 566 nt
Organism: Drosophila miranda
Lineage: Eukaryota; Metazoa; Arthropoda; Insecta; Diptera; Drosophilidae
Product: keratin, type II cytoskeletal 2 epidermal
Exons: 1
Coding region: 58-420 (120 amino acids)
Source: RefSeq, a predicted model, not a curated record
GUCUCCAUAGAAGCCGCUUUAACUUUGGCGGUGAUUAGUGAAAGAAGUUUCUCCAAAAUGCGCACAUUUAUUUGCCUCGCCCUGGCGGCCCUCGUCCUUGCCCUGGUCGCCAGCACCAACGCGGCCACUACGCUGCUCGAUGUGGAUGCAGGUGUCUCAGAGCCUGUCUCUGUGCGUCAGGCCCGUCAAUUCGGAGGAUUUGGAGGACAAGGCGGGGGCUUCGGAGGAAGACCAGGAGGAGGUUUUGGCGGCGGUGGUUUCGGCGGUCGACCAGGAGGCGGCUUUGGCGGCGGUGGUUUCGGCGGGCCCGGUGGCGGCUUUGGCGGAGGACCUGGAGGUGGCUUCGGCGGCGGUGGUUUCGGCGGGCCCGGUGGCGGCUUUGGCGGAGGACCAGGAGGUGGCUUUGGCUAUGGUCGCUAAAUACAAACACCCCACCAGCAUCACAAUCCGUGACGUGACUGACUAGUGUUAUAGCCUACAAAUAGAAUAGAAUGUGAAAUCAUAGUGCAAUCGAGCACGUUUUAAUUGAGUUCGAAAUACAUCUGCCUGCUCUUUGGCUCACUUAA